This is a messenger RNA of Trichomonas vaginalis G3, 563 nucleotides long. Its product is annotated as protein of unknown function, DUF4106 family. The record is from RefSeq and is a predicted model, not a curated record. The transcript has a single exon. Lineage: Eukaryota; Parabasalia; Trichomonadida; Trichomonadidae. The annotation marks the transcript as partial.
AUGCCACGUAAGCUACGUAAGAAUAUACGUAAGAGGAAGGGAGCAUUGAAACAUCCAAUAGUAAAACUAACACCACAACAACAGUUGCAACAACAAAUUAUGAAUGACCCCACUAUGUUGCAACAAAUGUCAAGCAACCCUAUGCUUUUAAACCGAGUUAUUGGUGCACAGAGUGGAGGUUUAAGAGCGGCACUUUUAGCGAAAAUGGCAGGCUAUGGUGGAGCUGCAGACGGAACAGCUUAUAACCCUCAAAGUCAAAUGAAUUUGAGUUCACUCAAAAAUCAAAUAACAGAUGUCAAAAAGUCAAACAUAGACAUACAGAAACAAAUAAGUGAAAACGAAAAGAAACUAGAAUAUGACAGACACACAAAGAAACUCAAUGAGUUAAACGUAGAGAAAAAGAAGAAAGAAGAACAACUGAAAGAACUAAGUACAGAGGAAUAUGCGAAAAAAGUGUCAGAAAAAGCAGCAGAAGUAGCAAAAAUGGAACAAGAUGUUAUAAAUUUGAAAAACCAUACUACUCAAUAUAAAGUACUGAAAGAUGAAGAAAUAAAACAAAAAGC